Penicillium griseofulvum is the source of this 1851-nucleotide messenger RNA. RefSeq names its product putative C6 transcription factor (Leu3). Gene Ontology annotation, biological process: DNA-templated transcription; regulation of DNA-templated transcription. The record is from RefSeq and is a predicted model, not a curated record. Gene Ontology annotation, molecular function: zinc ion binding; transcription cis-regulatory region binding; DNA-binding transcription factor activity, RNA polymerase II-specific. The transcript has 4 exons. NCBI's taxonomy places the organism in Eukaryota, Fungi, Ascomycota, Eurotiomycetes, Eurotiales, Aspergillaceae. Gene Ontology annotation, cellular component: nucleus. The coding region runs from base 1 to 1851 and encodes 616 amino acids.
AUGAUAGCUUCACAAGAGAGCACAAACGUCGGUAAGAGUCCAAAUCUGAUUAAGAUGAAACGAAUCUACUUACACAUAUUUCCCCGAAGUCGAUACAUCGCAUUAGAGCACGAGAAUAAGCAGUGGCGCGAACAACUGCAGGCCUCCCAGCAGUUGAACCCCGAUUCCGUUCCGAUUGCGUUAUCCGCAGCGGCAACGGACCUGGGUAUACCGGCCUUGCUGAAGUCUGAUGUCCAGCUGGAGGAUUCGCAAGACUUGUCGCUGGCAUAUCCCCAAUAUCAUCUUGCACCAGCGGGCUCCACACCUGAUGCGAUGAUGGGAGGGACUGAUCCCACAAAGCCCCGUUCACUGAAAAGCGUCACCGUUACAGGUCGAGAGAUUGAGGACCUGUACCAAUUAUUCUUCCGUCACUAUGCCUCAUUCCUCCCCAUCCUCGAUGUCCAGACCAAGCCGAAUGCGUACUACGCGCAGUCGCCAUUUCUCUUCUGGGCUGUUAUCGGCGUCGCUAGUCGAUCAUAUUCCCGAAACCCGACUUUGCACACUGCGCUGGCCCAGGAGGUUACGGAAAUGGCAUUCCUAUCGGUCCUGUCGACAUGCGCGCCGUGGUACACUAUACAGGGACUACUGCUCCUACUGACAUGGCCUUUUCCCAAGGAAAACCGCCCUGAUGUGACAUUCCCUCUCAGCGGAAUGCUUUUGCAUGUAGCAAUGCAAAAUGGCUUCCAUAUCCCGAUGUCGAGCCAUGAAUUUUCCCGAGUGAAGAUUCCGGCGCCCUCAGACUUGGAUAUGGUCCGACGCUCAGAGCUCUGGGCCCAUUGUGUCCUUAUUUACCAACGGUCCUGUGUGAUAAAAGGGCAGUCCCCCCGGAAUCUGGUCAGUUUGGCACAGGAUACCAUCCAGCGCCAGGUGCUAUUUGAUAAGAUUGCUCCACACCUCGUUCAAAAACUCAGAUGCCUGGAGGUCGUUGGGAAAUGCAGCGAAGCAGUUCUGGAAAAUGGAGUCCGUGCCAUGUCUGUGGAUCAAGAGCUGGCUUUGGAUAUUUUGCUGCGGAAGUAUGAGGGAGAGGUUGACGAUAUUGCACUGCAGGCAGUAGUCGACGAUGAGAAGUAUCAUCUUCUCCUUUGCCGGAUGGCAAUCCAGAGCUUCCAUUUCUACAAAAACCAAACACUGAUCUCCAGUGGAUGCCUUCCACGUCUUAUUGUCACCGCUUGCAACUUGAUAGACUAUAUUCAAGCCUUGGCAGAUCGUAUGGGAUCUCUCUUUAUGGCACCUGUUCAAAUAAGCUUCGGUCUGCUCCUGGCUUCGAUGUCCCUGUUACGCAUUCUCAAAAGCGAUUUUGCCUCCAGCGGACUUGAUACAAGCCGUGCCCAAGCCUCUUUCUUUGCCGCCAUCAAUUUGGCCAAGCAAAUGUCCACUGACAGAAGAGAUACACCUGCCAAAAUGAUCACGGUCUUGAAUCAACUCUGGAAUAGCACCAAGGCAUUCCGCAAAGCGGAUGGCUCGGAAUACACCGCAUUGCGAAUUCGCAGUCGCUUGAUUCUUAGUCAGAUAUUGGAUGCUGUCUGGUGGUGGCGUGAUGAAUAUGACCCUCACGCGCGUGCUAAAAUGCGAGGGACCGAGCCAGUUGAUGGUCCCACCCGAACCAAUAUGUUCCCGAGCGUGGAGGCAGGGCGUGCUAUCAUGAGAAAAGAUCCCGCCCGAGACUCCGCUGGGGGUAUUCUACAGAACGCGGAUGCUCCUUUUCAAGGAGAAUUCCAGAUCAACGAGGACUACUUCACUAACUUUGAGUGGCUGAGUGAUGAAAUUUUCUCAUUUCCUCCGGACUCGUCAUCGACGAACAAUCUACCGUGA